This is a messenger RNA of Pelmatolapia mariae (spotted tilapia), 1626 nucleotides long. RefSeq names its product E3 ubiquitin-protein ligase TRIM21-like. The transcript is spliced from 2 exons. Lineage: Eukaryota; Metazoa; Chordata; Actinopteri; Cichliformes; Cichlidae. Gene Ontology annotation, molecular function: zinc ion binding; protein binding. Bases 1 to 1626 code for a protein of 541 amino acids. The record is from RefSeq and is a predicted model, not a curated record.
AUGGCUGCUGCCAGUAAUCUGCAAUCUGAAGAUCAGUUUCUGUGCUCCAUCUGUCUGGAUGUGUUCACUGAUCCAGUCAGCACACCAUGUGGACACAACUUCUGCAAAAACUGCAUCACUCAGCACUGGAACACUAAUGGCAGACAUAAAUGUCCUAUGUGUAACAGAGUGUUCAAGAGACGACCCGAACUAGACAUCAACACUUUGUUCUCUGAGAUGGUUGCUCACAGAAGCUCAGAGCAACAAGCUGCCAAACCAGGAGAAGUUCCCUGUGACGUCUGCACUGGAACCAGACUGAAGGCCCUGAAGUCCUGCCUGGUGUGUCAGACUUCCUACUGUCAGACUCACCUGGAGCCUCAUCUGACAAAGAAAGCUCUGAGAGGACAUCAGCUGAUUGUUGCAGUGGAGAACCUGGAAGACAAAAUGUGUAAGAAGCAUGAAAAACCUCUGGAGCUGUUCUGUAAGACCGACCAGACAUGUGUCUGCAUGCUCUGCUCUGUUUUAGAGCACAAGAAUCACGUGUUUGUUCCUCUGAGAGAAGAAUAUGAAGGAAAGAAGGCAGAGCUGGGAAAGACAGAGGAUGUGAUUCAGCAGAUGAUCCAGAAGAGACGACUGAAAAUUCAAGAGAUCAAAGAGACAGUGAAGACGAGUAAAGGUGCUGCAGACAGACAGAAAGCAGAAGGUGUUCAGGUCCUCACUGCUCUGAAGGAGUCUGUUGAGAGACGCCUGAAGGAGCUCAAAAAGGAGAUCGAAGACAAACAGGAAACUACAGAGAAACAGGCUGAAGGUCUCAUCAAAGAUCUGGAACAGGAAAUCUCUGAGCUGAUGAAGAGAAGCUCUGAGGUGGAGCAGCUCUUACACUCUGAAGACCACCUCUACCUCCUCCAAAGCUUCUCGUCCCUGAAAGCUGCUCCACCCACCAAGGACUGGACAGAAGCUAGAGUACAUCCAGUAUCAUAUGAGGGGACUGUGGUGAGAGCUGUGGCUCAGCUGGAGGAGACACUCAGGAAAGACUUGAAGAAGCUGUUUGAGGCUGAGCUGAAGACGGUCCAGCAGUUUGCAGUGGAUGUGACUCUGGAUCCUGAUACAGCAUAUCCUAAUCUCAUCCUGUCUGAUGAUGGGAAGCAAGUAUACUGUGGUGAUGUGAGGAUGAAUGUUCCAGACAACCCAGAGAGAUUUUCUGCUUGUGUUUGUGUUUUAGGAGCGCAGAGUUUCUCUUCAGGCAGAUUUUACUUUGAGGUUCAGGUUAAAGGAAAGACUGACUGGGACUUGGGAGUGGCCAGAGAGUCGAUCAACAGGAAGGGAAAUGUUAUGCUGAGACCUCAGUAUGGUCUCUGGACUGUAGUGCUGAGAAAUGGAAAUGAAUACAGAGCUUGUGCAGGUCCUUCAUUCCGUCUCUGUCUUUAUUCUGGCCCUGAGAAGGUGGGGGUGUUUGUGGAUUAUGAGGAGGGUCUGGUCUCUUUUUAUGAUGUAGGUACUGGAGCUCUGAUCUACUCCUUUACUGGCUGCUCCUUCACUCACAAACUCCACCCAUACUUCAGUCCCUAUCUGAAUCAGGGUGGUAACAACUCUUCACCUCUGAUCAUAUGUCCUGUCAGUCAAACUGACAAAUCGAUCAACGACUGA